Molecule: messenger RNA, 3136 nt
Organism: Pogonomyrmex barbatus (red harvester ant)
Lineage: Eukaryota; Metazoa; Arthropoda; Insecta; Hymenoptera; Formicidae
Source: RefSeq, a predicted model, not a curated record
CACGAAUAUCUCAAACCAUCCUUCUAUAUUUAGACUUCGAGGUGUGAGAAUUUUGUGUAUGCGGUACCAGCGGCAGUCUGCCAUUCGUAAAAUUUUCUCAGAGUCAUUGUUAAGGCAUAUCCUGAAGCUCCACUUUGGAUCACUGGAUCAAAAGUUCAGGCAUAACCCCAAGAGCUUCAUCAGACUACAAUGCCAGCGUCAAAUUACACGCUCGCAUUGUUUAUUGUUACAACUUUACGAUCGCGAUGCUUUGACUACCUUCCGAAGACAUUAAGAUCACGUACAAUUACAAACGUAAAGAUGCGCCACGCUUUGUAGUCUGGCAAAAGAUACUUGGCACACACAUAUAUACGAUUGAGAGACAAUACGAAUACGCAAAAUGUGUGCGCGAAUCCUGGCGUGUCCACUGUGCUCGCAACCGGGAUUCUUGACGCUUGACGCACUACGAGCCGGACUUGUAAGUGUAGCGACUCGACCUCUCGUAUGUCCUGUCUGCAACGAAGUUCUAUUAGGUAUAGAUAAAUUAACUAUACAUUUAUUUGGUCACACGAUCAAUCUGAGCAGCGAUGCGGCGGAGUCAUCGAAACUUGGAACCGUCGAUGAGCAGUUGGUCGCUGUCCAUAACGCGCAUAACGUCGCUCCGCAAGACUGGAAUGUGUUGAUACAGCAAUUGGGCAAGGCGCAAACCGUAGACAAUGGCAAUGACAGGAUCUGCACGGAGUUGUCAGAUUCCGGAGGCUCGAAUACGGGGGGCAACAUCUCCGCCGUGGAUUCACGAUCUAAAGCACAGAACCAGAACUUGAGAGGCGCCAGUCAAUCCAAUUUCGUAUCGGAUUAUAAUUACGACGUGAUAAAAGUAAAUAUCCUUCCGCAAUCAAAUGAGAGUCACAGCGCGAUCCUGACUGCCACAAAUCUGCAACAGGGACCACUGAAAACAAAUUGCGCGAUGCAGUAUUUUUGUAAUGACAAUGUUAAACACUUGAAUGUGCCGCAGGAAUCUAUACAGGCGGAGAAAACGGUUCUGUCGGAUUUAAUUAAUGUGACGAAAGCGGCAGGAGCUAUAGACACCAACAUCUAUCAAGAUAUUGAAGGGAAAUGCGUUGAAUCGAACAUCGUAGCGAACAAUCGUGGCCAACGUAUCACGAAGGAAAGACUGAUGAUAGAUUUAAUUGAGAAGGAACAUGGCAUUUCUAGUUUUCAAUCGAGCCAGAAUCCAGUACCAAAUGUUUGCACAAGCGAGUCGCCAAAAGAGCGCGACGUUGAGCAAGAUUUGCCCAAGGCAAAAGAGAUGAACACUGGAGAUCAACAUUCAACCUCGGAACAUAGGCAAAUAUUGCCACAUAUGCAAGCAAACAUGGGCAAGUCUUUUCGUACGGUAACACCGAAGGAAAAAACGGAAAGAUGUAACGUGUGUGGAUUUCACUUUCCCGAUGCUAAUAUCUUGGUUUUACAUAAACAAUUAGUGCACGAGCAAGAUUCAAGCAACAGUUCGGAGAAAGUGCUUAAGAAUUAUUCUUGUCAUCUGUGUUCGAAAGUAUUUAAAAUGCGAGGCAGUCUAAUGGUACAUAUGAGAGUAGCACACGUUGGAUUUAAUUCUGGUUCCUUAACGAAAGAUGAUCAAAUUGAAGUUACAUGCAGCGAUGCUGGAUACACAUGUCCCACAUGCGGAAAGAAAUUCAAGAAAGUGAGACUAUCUCCGCGCGUUUUGUUCGUAAAACUCGAGCAACAUGUGGUACAACACUUGAAGACCCACGAAGGCAAACAAUGGGAGUGCGAUACCUGCAGUAAGAUGUUUACUACCAAGUACUUCCUGAAGAAGCACAAACGGCUGCACUCGGGAGAGAUGCCGUACAAAUGUAAAAUAUGUGAUAAGAGCUUCACCUUCCAGCAAUCAUAUCAUAAGCACAGGCUUUAUCACAAGGACGAUAAGCCACACACCUGCGCGACCUGCGGUAGAUCGUUCAAGGAACUUUCCACGUUACAUAAUCAUGAGAGGAUUCACACCGGGGAGAAGCCGUUUGCAUGUGAAACAUGCGGAAAAUGUUUCCGUCAGCGUGUUUCGUACUUAGUCCAUCGUCGAAUUCACACAGGAGUGAUGCCUUAUAAAUGCACAAUGUGUGGCAAAAGCUUCCGAUAUAAGGUAAGUCAAAGAACUCACAAGUGCCCUGCACAAGCAUCGAGCAAUAUCCAACCGUUAUCUGAUAUUAUUGUACAAGAGAUUGAUAGUGGAACAGUCAAUAAGCCACAGACCACUGAUACCUUGCAAGAAAGUCAAGCAUCGAUGACAACCGCUGUUGAUGAUGAAAACAAAUUCAUGUUGAUAAUAAACGUCCAAGGACAACAUGUUUUAGCACUGCAAUCAGAAAUGAAUGACGUGUCCUCCGAGAAAAAAGAGCGAAGCAUCGAAUUUAGAGACACUAAUGAUGUUAACAAAAAUUCCAAAAAGAACAAGACAUGGAAUGCUAAAAGUCUUACCGCAGGUUUUGAGGAAUCUGCUAGAUCGAUUGAGAGGAUACAAUCGGAUAAUGAAAAGAUAAAUACAAAAAAUACAAACGAUUUCUUUUCUAUGGUGAUGUCGCCCCUUGAAACUAGCAUAUCCUCUCCGACAUUUGAAAUGGAGCACUUGAGAGUAUCUUCGCCUAAACGUAAAGAAGAUUCGAUAGAUUCUUAUACAGACUUCCAGGUAUCCAAUAACAUGCAACUGAAUCUGCCGGGCAUAGAGCAAAGCUUCAAUCGUGACAAAAAUGUUACUGAUUCUUUGCAGACUAUAAAUGAAGAAUCAUUGAAGGAAUUACUAUAUGGUAUGGACAGAAAAUAAAGCAAGUAUAUUUGUAAUCUGACAUAUUUAUAACUUGAUAGUACAAACUAACGAUAUGUACAUUAGCUAUUCAUCAUAGAUAGAUAUAGAAAAUGUCUAUUCAUUAUAGAUAAAUAUAUAGAGAAUGGAGAUGUUUUAAGUGUAAAGCUGUGUGAUUGUUAUAACUCGAUUAUCUUUUGAUCUAUAAUAUAUAAUAAUAUAAUAAAUCAAUAUAAUAUAAUAAAUCAAAGAUGAAACAAUAUAAAUAACAUAAACAACUACAUGAUGUGAUUUGUUAAUCUUAAUACUUGAAUAAUAACAAAUUUAGUAGAUGUAUGU